This is a messenger RNA of Clunio marinus, 219 nucleotides long. Lineage: Eukaryota; Metazoa; Arthropoda; Insecta; Diptera; Chironomidae. The record is from the annotation of a GenBank genome assembly.
AUGCAACAUCAUGCAACGAUAUCUAACCUAACGGACUUUAACAAAGCAAUACAUCACCACCAGCAUUCAAAAGCUAUUGAAUUUGUUGCAGUGGAUAAAGAAUUAAGUUUCAUAACAUCGUUCUGUGGUCAGUCGUUUGCCGAAAAUAAAAAUUUUUGUUUACAUCAACUCUUCAUCCUAUCUGAUCUUUGCCUUUUAAAAAACGCGUACAUAAUUUAA